UAGGCGGCCUAGAGGCGUCCUACACCUUUUGAUGUUUCUUUUGUUAUCUCUGAGUUCUGUGCUUGUGGUGCGGAGCUGCCAAUGACCCAGGAAGCUGUCUCUGCCCCUUGCUGCCUCCAGGCAGAGAUUCCCAGAAUCCUGGAGGAGCUGUGCCAGAGAUCCGUGGAGUCCAGCCAUUUAGGCCACCUCCCUGUCCCCACACAGCCUGGUGUGCAGAUGAUGAAACUGAGUCUCCGAGGAGUGGAGUGACUUGCCCUUGAUCACACCAAUUAUCCCUUCUCUCUGGAGUCCCAGGUCCUCCUGCUGCAACUCCUACCUAGACCAUGUCUUCCUCUGAUGAAGAAACGCUCAGCGAACGGUCCUGCCGGAGUGAGCGGUCGUGUCGGAGCGAGCGGUCUUACCGGAGUGAGCGGUCAGGGAGCCUGUCUCCCUGUCCCCCUGGGGACACCUUGCCCUGGAACUUGCCACUACAUGAGCAGAAAAAGCGGAAAAGCCAGGACUCUGUGCUGGACCCCGCAGAGCGUGCUGUAGUCAGAGUUGCUGAUGAGCGGGACCGGGUUCAGAAGAAAACAUUUACCAAGUGGGUCAACAAGCACUUGAUGAAGGUCCGCAAGCACAUCAAUGAUCUUUAUGAAGACCUGCGAGACGGCCACAACCUGAUCUCUCUGCUAGAAGUCCUCUCGGGCGUCAAAUUGCCCCGAGAGAAGGGCAGGAUGCGUUUUCACAGGCUGCAGAAUGUGCAGAUUGCCCUCGACUUCCUGAAGCAGCGACAGGUGAAGCUAGUGAACAUUCGCAAUGAUGACAUCACAGACGGCAACCCCAAGCUGACCCUGGGCCUGAUCUGGACCAUUAUUUUGCAUUUCCAGAUCUCUGACAUCUACAUCAGUGGGGAGUCAGGGGACAUGUCAGCCAAGGAAAAACUACUCUUGUGGACUCAGAAGGUGACAGCUGGUUAUACGGGAAUCAAAUGCACCAACUUUUCUUCCUGCUGGAGUGAUGGGAAGAUGUUCAAUGCACUUAUUCACCGAUACAGACCUGAUCUGGUAGAUAUGGAGAGGGUGCAAAUCCAAAGUAACCGAGAGAAUCUGGAACAGGCUUUUGAAGUGGCCGAAAGACUGGGGGUCACCCGGUUGCUGGAUGCAGAAGAUGUGGACGUACCAUCUCCAGAUGAAAAGUCUGUAAUCACUUACGUGUCUUCAAUUUAUGAUGCCUUCCCUAAAGUCCCUGAGGGCGGAGAAGGGAUCAGUGCUACGGAGGUGGACUCUAGGUGGCAAGAAUACCAAAGCCGAGUGGACUCCCUCAUUCCCUGGAUCAAACAGCAUACAAUUCUGAUGUCAGAUAAAUCUUUUCCCCAGAACCCUGUUGAACUAAAGGCACUUUAUAACCAAUAUAUACACUUCAAAGAGACAGAAAUUUUGGCCAAGGAGAGAGAAAAAGGAAGAAUUGAGGAAUUAUAUAAAUUAUUAGAGGUGUGGAUUGAAUUUGGGAGAAUUAAGCUGCCUCAAGGAUACCACCCCAAUGAUGUGGAAGAAGAGUGGGGAAAACUCAUCAUUGAGAUGCUGGAGCGAGAGAAAUCCCUCCGUCCAGCCGUAGAGAGGCUGGAAUUGCUGCUACAGAUUGCAAACAAAAUUCAGAAUGGUGCUUUGAACUGUGAAGAAAAACUGACACUAGCUAAGAAUACACUGCAGGCUGAUGCUGCUCACCUGGAGGCCGGACAGCCAGUACAGUGUGAGUCAGAUGUCAUCAUGUACAUUCAGGAGUGUGAAGGUCUCAUCAGGCAGCUGCAGGUGGAUCUCCAGAUCCUACGGGAUGAAAAUUACUACCAGCUAGAAGAGCUGGCCUUUAGGGUUAUGCGUCUACAGGAUGAGCUGGUCACUUUGCGCCUAGAGUGUACAAACUUGUACUGGAAGGGCCAUUUCACUUCACUUGAAUUGGCUCCACCCUCUACUUUUACCACUAGUCACCUGAAAACAGAACCUCUGACCAAGGCAACCCAUUCUUCUUCUACCUCGUGGUUCCGAAAGCCCAUGACUCGGGCUGAACUCGUGUCUAUCUCCUCUUCUGAAGAUGAAGGCAAUCUCCGAUUUGUUUAUGAACUGCUAUCUUGGGUAGAAGAAAUGCAGAUGAAACUGGAACGAGCAGAGUGGGGCAAUGAUUUGCCUAGUGUGGAGCUGCAACUGGAAGCACAACAGCACAUCCAUACCAGUGUGGAAGAACUGGGCUCGAGUGUCAAAGAGGCCAGGUUGUAUGAGGGAAAAAUGUCCCAGAAUUUCCAUACCAGCUAUGUUGAAACUCUUGGAAAGCUGGAAACGCAGUAUUGUAAAUUGAAGGAGACUUCCAGUUUCCGGAUGCGGCACCUUCAGAGCCUACAUAAGUUUGUCUCCAGAGCGACAGCUGAGUUAAUCUGGUUGAAUGAGAAGGAGGAGGAAGAACUGGCAUAUGACUGGAGUGACAACAAUCCCAAUAUCUCAGCCAAGAGGAAUUACUUCUCUGAGUUGACAAUGGAACUGGAGAAGAAGCAGGAUGUGUUUCGAUCUCUACAAGACACAGCAGAACUGCUGUCACUUGAAAACCACCCGGCCAAGCAGACCGUGGAGGCAUACAGUGCUGCUGUCCAGUCGCAGUUACAGUGGAUGAGGCAGCUGUGCUUGUGUGUUGAACAGCACGUAAAAGAGAACACAGCUUACUUUCAGUUCUUCAGUGAUGCCCGAGACCUUGAAUCAUUCUUGAAGAACCUCCAGGACUCCAUUAAACGAAAAUACUCCUGUGACCACAACACCAGCCUGUCCCGGCUUGAGGACCUGCUCCAGGACUCCAUGGAUGAAAAGGAGCAGCUUAUACAGUCCAAGAGUUCAGUUGCCAGUCUUGUUGGGAGAUCAAAAGCCAUUAUUCAGCUGAAGCCACGCCGUCCAGACCAUGUGCUAAAGAGCACCAUUUCUGUGAAGGCCAUCUGUGACUAUCGCCAAAUUGAGAUUACUAUUUGUAAGAACGAUGAGUGUGUGCUGGAAGAUAACUCUCAGCGGACCAAAUGGAAGGUGAUCAGCCCCACAGGGAAUGAGGCAAUGGUGCCAUCAGUCUGCUUCCUCAUCCCUGCACCCAAUAAGGACGCCAUUGAGAUGGCCAGCAGGGUGGAACAAUCUUAUCAGAAGGUGAUGGCUGUUUGGCAUCAGCUACAUGUUAACACCAAAAGCCUUAUCUCCUGGAAUUACCUGCGAAAAGACCUUGACCUUGUGCAGACCUGGAACCUAGAAAAGCUUCGAUCCUCAGCACCAGGGGAGUGCCACCAGGUGAUGAAAAACCUCCAAGCCCAUUAUGAAGACUUUCUGCAGGAUAGUCAUGACUCUGCACUCUUCUCAGUGGCUGAUCGCCUGCGCAUAGAAGAGGAAGUAGAAACUUGUAAAGCCCACUUCCAGCACCUGAUGAAGUCCAUGGAGAAUGAGGACAAAGAGGAGACUGUGGCCAGGAUAUACAUAUCAGAGCUGAAGAAUAUCCGGCUACGCCUAGAGGAGUGUGAGCAGAGGCUGGUCAAACGAAUUCAGUCUCCAGCCAGCUCUAGGACUGACAAAGAUGCCCGGCAGGACAUUGCAUUAAGGAUUGCAGAGCAAGAGCAUACUCAGGAGGAUCUGCAGCAACUGAAGUCUGAGUUGGGUACUGUUUCUACAAAAUGCAACAGCUUCCUCCACCAGUCUCCAUCUGGUUCGAGUGUCCCAACUCUGCGUUCAGAGCUGAAUCUUCUGGUGGAGAAGAUGGACCAUGUCUAUGGUCUGUCUGCUGUCUAUCUGAAUAAAUUAAAGACAAUCGACGUUAUAGUGCGUAACAUACAGGAUGCUGAACUCUUGGUCAAAGGUUAUGAAAUCAAGCUGAGUCAAGAAGAAGCAGUACCAGCAGAUCUCUCAGCUCUGGAAUCCCAUCGGUCCACGUUACGGCACUGGCUUAGUGAUGUGAAGGACAAGAAUUCAGUGUUCUCAGUCCUGGAUGAGGAAAUCGCCAAGGCCAAGGUGGUGGCAGAGCAGCUAAGUCGUCUGACACCAGAGCGAAGCCUGGAUUUGGAGCGCUGUCAGGAAAAAGGCUCUCAGCUGCAGGAGCGUUGGCACCGUGUCAUUGCCCAGUUAGAGACCCGCCAAUCUGAGCUAGAAAGUAUCCAAGAAGUUCUGGGAGAUUACAGAGCCUGCCAUGGAACUCUGAUCAAAUGGAUUGAAGAAACCACUGCCCAGCAGGAAAUGAUGAAGCCAGGCCAGGCAGAGGACAGCAGGGUGCUGUCAGAGCAGCUCAGCCAGCAGACGAAUCUAUUUGCAGAAAUUGAGAGAAAUCAGACAAAACUGGACCAGUGUCAAAAAUUUUCCCAGCAAUAUUCCACCAUUGUAAAGGACUAUGAGUUGCAACUGAUGACAUAUAAAGCCUUUGUGGAAUCACAGCAGAAGUCCCCUGGCAAACGCCGUCGCAUGCUUUCCUCUUCUGAUGCCAUUACACAAGAGUUCAUGGACCUGAGGACUCGUUAUACAGCACUGGUGACCUUAACGACUCAGCAUGUGAAGUACAUCAGUGAUGCACUCCGGCGGCUGGAGGAGGAAGAGAAAGUGGUAGAAGAGGAAAAACAAGAGCAUGUGGAGAAGGUUAAAGAACUCUUGGGUUGGGUAUCUACCCUGGCAAGAAAUACACAAGGAAAAAUUACCUCAUUCCACACCAGAGAAUCCACAGACAUUGAGAAGGCUAUUUGGGAACAGAAGGUUCUGGCAGAAGAGCUGACAACCAAGAAAGAACAAAUUUCUGAGGCCACUAAAACUUCACAGAUCUUCUUGGCUAAGCAUGGUCAUAAGCUCUCAGAAAAAGAGAAGGAGCAGAUAUCUGAGCAGUUGAACACGCUGAACAAGACUUACCAUGACCUUUGUGAUGGCUCAGCAGACCAGCUUCAGCAGCUUCAGAGCCAGCUGGCUCAGCAAACAGAGCAAAAGGGUUGCAGAGCAGUUGCUGGGGUGAUUGACCUAGGCACAGUGGAGAUAUUUCCCAUCUUCGGAGCCAUGCAAAAGGGCCUCAUUGACCAAGACACAGGCCUUGUGCUCCUGGAGUCCCAGGUUAUCGUGUCUGGCCUCAUUGCACCUGAGACCAGUGAAACGCUCUCUUUGGAGGAGGGCCUAGCCAGAAACCUCAUUAAUCCCCAGCUGUACCAGCAGCUCUUGGAGCUACAGAAUGCCCUGUUCUUAAUAAGCAGGCGUACUGAAAGCGGAGGCCCUCUUUCUGUGGUGGAAGCAAUUGAAAGGAGAAUAAUCAGUGAGAGAGUUGGACUGAAAGUCUUAGAAGCUUACCUGGCAACUGGAGAUUUCAGUCUCUCCCCAAGUGGGGAUUGUAUUAACCUGGAGGAGGCUUUUCGUCAAGGCUUCAUUUCUACUUGGCUUUAUUCAUUGGUAGAAUCUCACCUGAGAUCAUCUAAGAAUUUGAUCGACCCCAACACAGCUGAGAAAAUUAGUUUGUUGGAUCUGAUGCAGAGAUGUAUUAUCCAUAAGGAAUCCGGAUUGAGAUUACUGCCUGUGAAGCAGUUGGCAGGGGGAAUGGUGAGCUUGAAAUCAGGCCGGAAGGUUAGCAUUUUCCGUGCAGUUCAGGAAGGGCUAAUAGAUAGGCAGGUCACCGUCCGGCUGUUGGAAGCUCAGCUUUUUGCUGGUGGCAUAGUAGAUCCAAGAACAGGACAUAGACUUACAGUCCAAGAGGCUGUAAGACAUAAUUUGAUCGACCAAGAUAUGGCCUGUGCUAUUCUCAUAAGGCAGCUUCAGACAGGAGGCAUCAUCGACACUGUCACUGGGCAUCGCAUGACAAUAGAUGAAGCAGUGAGCAAUGAUCUAGUAUCUGCUAAGAUUGCUCUUGUGAUUCUAGAAUCCCUCUGGUCAUUCAUGGGAUUGUUACAGCCUGAUUCUGGGGAGAUGCUUCCAAUUAUAGAUGCCCUUGAACAAGGUAUUAUAUCUACUGAACUAGCACGUAAUAUCCUUAGUAAUCGACAGCAUAUUAAAGCCUUAUUUCUGCCAGCAACCACAGAGAUUUGGUCCUGGAAGAAGGCAGUAGAAAAUGGUAUCUUGGAUGAAGAUCUCGCCAAUAACUUAAAAUCAAUUUGUAUACCUGAUGUGGUGCCCAACAUGCAAUUAUUGGGCUCUUCAGAUCAAAGCAACUUGAGCAUUACUUCUGGAGCAGCAGCUGUACCAUGCAGCAAGGGCCACACUGAGGGCAUGGCAAACCAUGGCGAUAAGCUGUUGUUUCAACUGAUGACUCAUAGCUAUAUUAAUGUGCAGAAUGGACAGAGGCUGCUUCUGUUAGAUCAAGAGCUGAUGGAGACUCUAACAUCCAGAGGUGAAUAUCAAAUAAGUCCUCCAGAAGUGUUUGGAAUUGGGCAUCAAAGACUAUACAUCCAUAAGGAAUUGCAAGAAUCAGUGAAUAGGAACAUCACAGAAACUUUCAGUGAUGGGCUUAUGGUGAGGCCAUGUGAAUUCCAGUUUUCUUCUGAGAACAAAGGACAUCGCAAUCAGGAAGACUGCUCUGAAACAAAAGGUGAGAAGACUGACGUAGGAACAGAAUAUUCUUCUGUAGAGAAUCCUGAGAAGCAUCUGUUGGUAGGAGAACAAAACAUGAUUAAUGCAAAUCUUGACCCUUUGAAGGUUAUAAAUAAAAUCAAGUCAGAGUUACAAACACAGUUGUUAGGUACUAAAAAGGAAGCCCAAACAGAAAUGUCUGUCAGAGAAAAUGACGCCAGAGGACUUCUCCUGGUGGUACCUCCUAAAGAAGGGCCCCUACUUCGCAAAGAUCUUUUUUCUGCUGAAAUUCCAGAGGAAGAACAGGAAACUCCCAGAAAAACUUCCCUUGCAAGUCAGAAAGAAAAAGCAAAGAUUUGUAAUGUUAAACAUACUUCCCAUGACACUGAAAGACCUCUUAUAAAUUCCAAAAGCAAAAAAUCACAACUUCAGGUAGAGAAAUCUCUAGGUUUAAAAUCAGAAUUAAAGCCAAAAAAUGAAACGAAUAUUCAUUCUUUGGACGAAGAGAAAGUGUUACAUAUAAUGCAUUUGGCUCGGAAUGACGAUACACAAAGCCAAGAAGGACAAAAUAUUGCAGGUGGGAAUAGCAUGUUAGAAGAGAAUGAGACAGAAGAUAAUGGUAGUAAAACUUCUCUAUUGUGUAGUCAUCCUUCAGAAUUGCUUGAAGACGCUACCUUGAAUAUAUUAUGUGCACAGCUACUAGAUGGCGGUAUCAUUCAUGAAGAAACAGGUCAGAAGCUCUUACUAAAUGAAGCAGUAGCCCAGGGCAUUGUGCCCAGCCACACUGCUGUGAAACUUAUGGGAAAAUUGAACAUGUUUCGGGGCUUCUUUGACUCUCAGACCUGUGAGUCUUUGACAACUGAAGAAGUCAUUGAUGAAGGUCUGAUGGAUGAGAAAUUAUUACAAAAAGUCCUCAUGGCAGACAAGGCUAUCAGUGGUGUCAUAGACCCCCGGACCCACACACUGUGCUCUGUAAAAGAUGCAGUUACAAUUGGACUUCUUGACAAGGAAACAGCCAGCCGAAUUUUAGAAGGGCAGGUGGUAACUGGUGGAAUUGUUGACCUGAAACGAGGCAAAAGAGUUUCAGUAACUUUGGCCUUAAAUCUUGGCUUGGUAAACAUUACUGAUCAGACAGAGCUUAUAAAUCUGGAGAAAGCUUCCAAAGGCAAGAACACUGAAGAACGAGUUAGGGAGAGAUUAAUCAGUCUACAAAUGGAAACAACAGGACUUGUGGACCCUGCCAGCAAAGCCCCUUUAACCGUUGUACAGUCCAUUGACAGAGGUCUUUUGAAGAAAGAGGAGGCCAUUCAUUUGUUGACUAAGCAGGUGAUAGAUGGAGGUAUUAUUCACCAUACAUCUGGGAUGAGACUUUCUGUUGAUAAUGCCUGUAAACAUGGCUUGAUUGGUGAAGAUCUAGUCAAGCAACUCAAAAAAGUUGAGAAUGUAAACCUCCAUCAGUUUUUUCAUCCUGAAACAAAGGAAACACUUCCUCUCCCCAAAGCCAUAAAAUUAGAUCUUGUUGCCCCGGACUUUAAAAAAGAAAUACAAGAAAUUCAGACCUUUAGUGAAAACUUUGUGGAUCUCAUUUCUGACCAGAGACUGACCUUGGCAGAAGCUAACAAAGAAGGACUGUUAACUAAUAAAGCAGUAUUAUCUUCAAGAAUGAUGCAUGGGGUUGUAGAUCCUGAGGACUGCAGAAUUGUUCCAUACUCAGAAUUGGUAAAGAAAUGCAAGAUUGAUGUUGAGUCUGGACAGAGAUAUCUGGAAGUAAUUCCGUUCUCAAACAUUAAAGAUGGAAUGAGUGACAAAGUACUUUCACUGUCUGAAGCAAUUCAGCUAGGAAAGGUAGACUUUGUAUCUACAUUGAAGGUUUUGGAAGUGCAGGCAAAUACUGGUGGGAUCAUAGAUACAGCCACAGGGAAAAAACUGACAUUGGCAGCAGCUUUGGAUCAGAAACUGGUGGAUGAGAACAUGGCCAAAAUUAUUGCAUCUCAUCAAGUGUUAAGUGGAGGAAUUGUUGACAUAUUUAAUGAUAAGAGAGUAACUUUAACAGAAGCUGUUCAGAAAGGAUUUAUCAGCCCUAAACUAGCAACUGUGAUUCAAGCAGAUACUGUGAAGUCUGGUGAUCACACAACCCUUAUCAAAGAGCAAGAUGGAAUUGAAGUAUGUGAAGUAAAGGAUGAAUUUCUAAGAAAGGAGAAGUUAAUUGCUUAUAAGAAGACUGCCAGAAUGAGUUGUGAUAAAAGAGAAAGUGAGAGAUUAUUUGCACAAGAAAAAUUUAAAGGAAAAGUUUCCAAUGUGAAGCAGGCAAAAAAGAAGAGAGAAAUUUCUGAAUUGGAGGGCAGGGAUGGUGAAAAAGAAAGAGCUUCUGCAGAUACUGCAGGAUCUGUGAGUGUUAUAACCCCUAGUAACAUUAACAAGAAAUCUUCAAGUCAAGGUUCAGUGCCACAUCCUUACUCAGAAGUUUCUGAUUUUAAACUCAGAGUGGCUAGAAAUAACAUGGAAAAAAAUACAAAUGUAGAGCAGGAGAAAGUAAUGACAAAAAUAGAAAUAAUCACUCAUAUGAAGCAGUCUACUUCAGGUCUGGAAGCUGAAGAAGCAACAGAAAAUCAAGAGGAAAUUAUUUCAGAAGUACAAGAGUCUAAUCGCAAACCACCAGGCAGAUUUGUCAGUGAGCAGCCAGUAAAUACUAGGGAGAAAAGUAAGGGAGAGAAGAGGGAGGUGACUAUAGAGAAAAGUGUCAGCACAUGCAAACAAACAGUUCUUUCUGAAAAAAAGUUGACUCAGAAAACUGCUGGUAGAGAUGAGCAUGACUCUACUAUAAAGAGUCUGUCUAUGGAAGUGUUCAAAGGUGAAAAAGGGGAGGAAGCUGAUAAAGAUGUAGAACUCCCUGUUAUUUGUAAAAUUGAAGACUUUUCUUCCCAAAUGACACCCAAAGGAAUUUCUGUAAGAAAUCAAGAUGCUUUAACAUUCUUUACACAAAUCAGUGAUGACGAAGGAAAAAAUGGAAGCCUCUGUUUGACUUUUAAAACAGGAGAAAAUUUAUCUCAAAAAAUUUCUGCUGGGGCCCAGAGUGAGCCAUUGUCUUCUGUGGCCCCAAGAACUGAAGGAUCACACUACCAGCAACUAGUUGGAAAACCUCAAAUUACAGGUACAUCACAAAUGUCCAGAGCAAUCAAGAUUGUCCAAGGAACUACCAGACAGGAGACCAACUUUAACCAAGGUUCCUGCAUUACUUCUGAGACCAAGGAAACCAAAGAUCUGAUUUUCCCAUCUAAAGAAGCUAAAGAAAAGUCAGACCAAGAAGUAUAUUUUGAUUCAACAAGCACUCUUAAAUUAGAAAAAACAGUUUCUAGAAUAGAUCCAAAAGAAGUCAGUUAUCCAGAAUCCUCAGACAGGAAAGGCCUCCUUUAUGAGGAGAGCAAAGAUGAUCCUGAACUUUGUGAAAUUCUCAAAUCUAAAAUAACAACAUCUCAGGAUACAAAUGGAGAAAAAUUUCGAGAAGUAAGCCCUGUAGUUACAGGUCCAGAAGCAGGGUCCCUUGAAGCCAUAGUGACACAGAAGGUUCCCAGAGUCUUGGUAUCCCUUCUUCCAGAGAAACUUCUCAAAGAUGUGUCAGAGAAAGAGAGUACAGGACAACAGGACAACAUCGUCACUCUUACUGUUCCGGAAACCAGUGAAGAAAUGGCAGUUCCCCUGACCUCAUGCUCUUCAGUGACGAUGGAUGGGAAGAAACCACAGGAAAAGCUCAGAGAACAAACUCCUUGCAUGGCUGCACCUGAGGGAAAGGGAAAGAGUGGAGGUGUAAACCCAGAGCCCUUGAGAGCAACUCAAAAUGUGUUUAACCGGCAACUCUGUUUAGAACAUGAUGAGAAGCUGGUGUCCUAUCUGUCUCUGUUACGGGACAUUGAAAUGAGGACCAAACAGAUUCAACCUUUGGAACUUAACCUGGCAGAAUUAAAGGACCUGGUGUGUCAGGCGAAGGUAUUAGACAGGGAGCUACAGGACCUGUCCACUUUGGUGAGUCAGGAAUUGGAAUGUGUGAACCAGAUUAUUGUCAGCCAGCCUCAAGAAGUCCCUGCUCAGCUGUUGAAAGCUCUAGAGAAAGAUGCCAAGAAUCUUCAGAAGUCUCUCAGCUCUGUGAGCAACGCUUGGAGCACCAGACUGCUCCAUCUCCAGAAUGCUGUGGAAGUAGAAAAGACCACAGUGUUAAAUCAGCACAUGCAGCUGGAAGGCAAACUUCAAGAUCUGAGAGCCUGGGUUGGCAGUACCAGUGUUAUUCUGAACAACAAACAGUGUGACAGUGAAAUAGAUGUCGACAGCCUGAGUCAUGCUCUCCAGCAGUAUAAAGAUUUGAAGCAGCCCUUGGCCGAAAGGAAAUCUCAGCUGGAUGCUCUUGCUUUUGAUAUUCAGUUCUUUAUCGCUGAGCAUGCACAGGACUUGUCCCCUCAGCAGAAUCGACAGAUGCUGAAGCUUCUGAAUGAAUUGCAGAGGUCCUUCCAGGACCUUGUGGACUGUAUUGCAGCUCAGAUGGAUGCCUUGCAGGGUCGCCUUCAACAAAUGCAGCAGGAAGCCCAGGUUAAGACUCUGCAGAAACAACAAAAUACCUGUCAUCAGAAACUAGAGGAUCUAUGCAGCUGGGUAGGACAGGCGGAAAGAGCACUGGUGAGCCACCAGGGCAGAGCCUCCCAGCAGGAACUUUCUGCUUUGCAGAAGAACCAAAGUGACUUGAAGGAUUUGCAAGAUGAUAUUCAGAAUCAUGCCACUGCAUUUACCACUGUUGUCAAAGACACUGAAGUGUUCCUGGAAGAGAACCAGACCAAACUGAACCCUCAGGAGUUGACAGCUCUUCAGGAAAAGCUUCACCAGGCUAAGGAGCAAUAUGAAGCUCUCCAGGAACAGACCCGGGUGGCCCAGAAGGAGUUGGAGGAAGCAGUUAGCUCAGCCUUGCAGCAGGAGACUGAAAAGAGUAAAGCAGCAAAGGAACUGGCAGAGAACCAGAGUAAGAUUGAUGCUCUCUUGAAUUGGGUGACUUCCAUGGGCUCAUCGGGUGGACAGCUACAGACCACCUUUCCAGGAACGAAGCAGCUUUCUGGAGCUAGCCCCGCACAAGGAUCUUUGGAUACCACUGACGGCCACAUGGGGGUGAACCAUGCCCCAGAGAAUCUGGACAGGCAGUGUGAGAAGAUGAAGGCCCAUCACCAAGAGUUACUGUCCCAGCAGCAAAAUUUCGUUCUGGCCACCCAAUCAGCUCAGGCUUUUCUGGAGCAGCAUGGCCACAACCUCACACCUGAGGAACAACAGAAGCUGCAAGAGAAGCUAGGAGAUCUUAAGGAGCAAUAUGCAACUUCUUUGGCACGGUCUGAGGCAGAGCUAAAGCAGGUGCAGACGCUGCGGGAUGAGCUGCAGAAAUUCCUGCAGGACCACAGAGAAUUUGAAUGCUGGCUGGAGCGGUCUGAGAAAGAGCUGGAGAACAUGCAUAAGAGAGGCAUUGGCCCUGAAGCACUGCCUUCCUUGCUAAAGCAGCAGGGAAGCUUCUCAGAGGAUGUCAUUUCCCACAAAGGAGACUUAAGAUUUGUGACUAUCUCAGGGCAAAAAGUCUUGGAUGCAGAAAACAGCUCUGAGGAAAACAAAGAACCAUCAACAACUAGCAGUUUAGUGAAGGAGAGGCUGAAGGAUACAACAGAAAGAUAUACUGCUCUCCACUCGAAGUGUACACAAUUGGGCUCUCACUUGAACUUGCUGCUAGGCCAGUAUCAGCAAUUCCAGAGCAGCACUGACAGUCUGCAGUCCUGGAUGCAGGCUUGUGAGGCUAAUGUGAAGAAGCUUCUCUCAGAAACUGUUGCUUCUGACCCUGGAGUCCUGCAACAGCAACUUGCAGUGACAAAGAAGUUGCAAGAGGAACUGGCUGAGCACCAAGUUCCUGUAGAAAAGCUCCAAAAAGUAGCUGAUGACUUCAUGGAAAUUGAAGGGGAGCCAGCCCUGGACACUAAGCAUGUUCAAGAAACUAAAGAUUCCAUCCUAGGCCAGUUCCAGAGCCUUUCCUGCACUCUGGCUGAGCGCUCUGCUCUGCUGCAGAAGGCGAUUGCUCAGUCGCAGAGUGUCCAGGAAAGCCUGGAAAGCCUACUACAAUCCAUCAGAGAAGUUGAACAAAACCUGGAAGGGGAGCAGGUGACAUCCCUGUCAUCAGGAGUCAUCCAAGAAGCCUUGGCCAAUAAUAUGAAAUUAAAGCAGGACAUUGCUAGGCAAAAGAGCAGCUUGGAGGCCACCCAUGAGAUGGUGACCCAGUUCAUGGAGACAGCAGACAGUACCACAGCAGCGGUGCUACAGGGCAAACUGGUGGAGGUGAACCAGCGCUUUGAACAGCUGCUACUACAGCAGCAAGAAAAGGAGAGCACCUUGAAGAAGCUCCUUCCCCAGACAGAGAUGUUUGAACAGCUCUCUGACAAGCUACAGCAGUUCAUGGAAAGUAAAAGUCGGAUGUUGGCCUCUGGGAAUCAGCCAGAUCAAGAUAUUGCACAUUUCUCCCAGCAGAUCCAGGAGCUCACUUUGGAAAUGGAAGACCAACAGGAGAACCUAGAUACUCUUGAGCACCUGGUCACUGCACUGGGCUCUUGUGGCUUUGCACUGGACUUGUCCCAACACCAGAACAAGAUACAGAAUCUCAAAAAGGACUUCACUGAACUUCAGAAAACAGUUCAAGAAAGAGAGAAAGAUGCGUCAUCUUGCCGAGAGCAGUUAGAUGAGUUUCGGAAGCUGAUUAGGACCUUCCAAAAUUGGCUGAGAGAAACUGAAGGAAAUAUUCCACCUUCAGAGACUUUCAUGAGUGCUAAAGAGCUGGAAAAGCAGAUUGAGCACCUGAAGCAUCUCCUGGAUGACUGGACAAGUAAAGGAACACUGGUGGAAGAAAUCAAUUGCAAAGGCACAUCUUUAGAAAAUCUCAUCACAGAGAUCACAGCACCUGAUUCCCCAGCCAAGACAGGUUCCAUACUGCCCUCUGUAGGAAGCUCUUUAGGCAGUGUAAACGGAUACCAUACCUGCAAAGACCUGACGGAGAUCCAGUGUGACAUGUCAGAUGUAAAUGUGAAGUAUGAGAAGCUAGGGAGCGUACUGCGGGAUCGCCAGGAAAGCCUUCAGGCUGUCCUCAGCAGGAUGGAGGAAGUUCAGAAGGAGGCGAGCACAGUGCUGCAGUGGCUGGAAUCAAAAGAGGAAGUCCUGAGAACCAUGGAUGCCACUUUGUCUCCCACCAAGACGGAAACAGUGAAAGCCCAAGCUGAAUCUAACAAGGCCUUCCUGGCUGAAUUGGAACAGAAUUUUCCAAAAAUCCAAAAAGCAAAGGAAGCCUUAGCUGGAUUACUAAUGACAUAUCCCAACUCACAAGAAGCAGAAAAUUGGAAGAAAAUGCAAGAGGAGCUCAACUCCCGAUGGGAAAGGGCCACUGAGGUGACUAUGGCUCGGCAGAAGCAGCUAGAGGAGUCUGCAAGCCAUCUGGCCGGCUUCCAGGCAGCAGAAUCCCAGCUCCGGCCCUGGCUGAUGGAGAAGGAGCUGAUGAUGGGCGUGCUGGGGCCCCUGUCUAUUGAUCCCAAUAUGUUGAAUGCACAAAAGCAGCAGGUCCAGUUUAUGCUGAAGGAAUUUGAAGCGCGCAGGCAACAGCAUGAGCAGCUGAAUGAGGCGGCUCGGGGCAUUCUCACAGGCCCGGGAGAUGUUUCUCCAUCCACCAGCCAAGUACAGAAAGAACUCCAGAGCAUCAAUCAGAAGUGGGUUGAACUAACUAACAAAUUGAAUUCCCGUUCCAGCCAAAUUGACCAAGCUAUUGUCAAAAGCACGCAAUACCAAGAAUUGCUCCAGGACUUAUCUGAGAAGGUGAAAGCAGUUGGGCUGCGUCUAAGCAGCCAGUCAGCCAUCAGCACCCAGCCUGAAGCUGUAAAGCAGCAAUUGGAGGAGACCAGUGAGAUUCGAUCUGACUUGGAGCAACUUCACAGUGAGAUUAAGGAGGCCCAGACACUGUGCAAUGACCUCUCAAUGCUUAUUGGUGAGCAGUACCUCAAAGAUGAGCUCAAGAAGCGUUUAGAGACGGUCACCCUGCCACUCCAAGGCCUAGAAGAUCUUGCAGCUGAUCGCAUGAACAGACUCCAGGCAGCCCUUGCCAGUACCCAGCAGUUUCAGCAAAUGUUUGAUGAGCUGAGGAGUUGGUUGGAUGACAAACAAAGCCAGCAAGCAAAAAACUGCCCAAUUUCUGCAAAAUUAGAGCAGAUACAGUCUCAGUUACAGGAGAAUGAAGAGUUUCAAAAGAGCCUUAAUCAACACAGUGGUUCUUAUGAGGUGAUUGUAGCUGAGGGAGAGUCUCUGCUGCUCUCUGUUCCUCCUGGAGAAGAGAAAAGGACUUUACAAAACCAGAUGGUUGAACUCAAAAGUCAUUGGGAAGAACUUAGUAAAAAAACUGCUGAUAGACAAACCAGACUCAAGGACUGCAUGCAGAAAGCUCAGAAGUAUCAGUGGCAUGUGGAAGACCUUGUGCCAUGGAUAGAAGAUUGUAAGGCCAAGUUAUCAGAGUUGCAAGUCACUCUGGACCCAGUGCAACUCGAGUCUGGUCUCCUGAGGUCAAAGGCUAUGCUCAGUGAGGUGGAGAAGCGCCGCUCCUUGCUGGAAAUACUGAAUAGUGCUGCUGACAUUCUCAUCAAUUCUUCAGAAACAGAUGAGGAUGAUAUUCGGGACGAGAAGGCUGGGAUCAACCAGAACAUGGAUGUCAUUACACUAGAGCUACAGGCCAAAACAGGGUUGCUUGAAGAAAUGAGUCAGAGGCUCAAAGAGUUCCAAGAAAGCUUUAAGAAUAUUGAAAAGAAGGUGGAAGGAGCCAAACAUCAACUUGAAAUCUUUGAUGCUCUGGGCUCUCAAGCCUGUAGCAACAAGAAUCUGGAGAAGCUGAGGGCUCAACAGGAAGUGCUGCAGGCCCUGGAACCUCAGGUAGACUAUCUGAGGAACUUCACUCAGGGGCUGGUAGAAGAUGCGCCAGAUGGAUCUGAUGCUUCCCAACUUCUGCAUCAAGCUGAGGUUGCCCAGCAAGAGUUCCUAGAAGUGAAGCAAAGAGUGAAUAGUGGUUGCGUGACAAUGGAAAACAAGUUGGAGGGCAUUGGCCAGUUUCACUGCCGAGUCCGGGAGAUGUUUUCUCAAUUGGCAGACCUGGACGAUGAGCUGGAUGGCAUGGGUGCUAUUGGCAGAGACACAGAUAGCCUCCAGUCCCAAAUUGAGGAUGUAUGGCUGUUUCUUAACAAAAUCCAAGCCCUCAGGUUUGACAUAGAGGCCUCUGAAGCAGAGUGCCAACAAAUGCUGGAAGAAGAGGGGACUCUGGACUUGCUGGGUCUGAAGAGGGAGCUAGAAGCUCUGAACAAACAGUGCAGUAAACUGACAGAGAGGGGAAAAGCUCGCCAGGAACAGCUAGAGCUGACAUUGGGCCGUGUAGAGGACUUCUACAGGAAAUUGAAAGCACUGAAUGAUGCGACCACUGCAGCAGAGGAAGGAGAUGCCCUCCAGUGGGUAGUGGGGACGGAAGUGGAUGUCAUCAACCAACAAUUAGCAGAUUUUAAAAUGUUUCAGAAAGAACAAGUGGAUCCUCUUCAGAUGAAAUUGCAGCAAGUGAAUGGACUUGGCCAGGGAUUAAUUCAGAGCGCAGGAAAGAACUGUGACGUGCAAGGUUUAGAACAUGACAUGGAAGAGAUCAAUGCUCGAUGGAAUACACUGAAUAAAAAGGUUGCUCAAAGAAUUGCACAACUACAGGAGGCCUUGUUGCAUUGUGGGAAGUUUCAAGAUGCCCUAGAGCCAUUGCUCAGCUGGUUGGCAGACACUGAGGAGCUCAUAGCCAAUCAGAAACCUCCAUCUGCUGAGUAUAAAGUGGUGAAAGCACAGAUCCAAGAGCAGAAGCUGCUCCAACGGCUCCUAGAUGACCGAAAGGCCACAGUAGACAUGCUUCAAGCCGAAGGAGACAGAAUAGCCCAGUCUGCUGAGCUGGCUGAUAGAGAGAAAAUCACUGGACAGCUAGCAAGUCUUGAAAGUAGAUGGACUGAACUACUGAGCAAGGCAGCAGCCAGGCAAAAACAGCUGGAAGAUAUCCUGGUUCUGGCCAAACAAUUCCACGAAACAGCUGAGCCUAUUUCUGACUUCUUAUCUGUCACAGAGAAAAAGCUUGCUAACUCAGAACCUGUUGGCACUCAAACUGCCAAAAUACAGCAGCAGAUCAUUCGGCAUAAGGCUCUGGAGGAAGAAAUAGAAAACCAUGCAGCAGAUGUGCACCAGGCAGUGAACAUUGGGCAGUCGCUGUCCUCCCUGACCUGUCCUGCAGAACAGGGCGUACUGUCAGAAAAGCUAGACUUGUUGCAGGCCCGGUACAGUGAAAUUCAAGACCGGUGCUGUCGGAAGGCAGCCCUGCUUGAACAAGCACUGUGCAAUGCUAGACUGUUUGGGGAGGAUGAGGUGGAAGUGCUCAACUGGCUGGCUGAGGCUGAGGACAAGCUCAGUUCAGUGUUCGUAAAGGAUUACAGACAGGAUGUCCUGCAGAAACAGCAUGCUGAUCACCUGGCUUUAAAUGAAGAGAUUGUUAAUAGAAAGAAGAAUGUAGAUCAAGCUAUUAAAAAUGGUCAGGCUCUUCUAAAACAAACCACAGGUGAAGAGGUAUUGCUUAUCCAGGAGAAACUGGAUGGAAUAAAGACGCGCUAUGUGGACAUCACUGUCACCAGCUCUAAGGCUCUCAGAACUUUAGAGCAGGCCCGGCAACUGGCCACCAAAUUCCAGUCCACAUAUGAGGAACUGACUGGAUGGAUGAGAGAGGUGGAGGAGGAGCUGGCAGCCAGUGGAGGACAGUCUCCCACGGGGGAGCAGAUACCCCAGUUUCAGCAAAGACAGAAGGAAUUAAAGAAAGAGGUCAUGGAGCACAGACUGGUGUUGGACACAGUGAAUGAGGUGAGCCGUGCCCUCUUAGAACUGGUGCCCUGGAGAGCCAGAGAAGGGCUGGAUAAACUUGUGUCAGAUGCCAACGAGCAAUACAAACUGAUCAGUGACACUGUUGGACAAAGAGUGGAUGAAAUCGAUGCUGCUAUUCAGAGAUCACAACAGUAUGAACAAGCUGCCGAUGCAGAACUAGCUUGGGUUGCUGAAACAAAACGGAAGCUGAUGGCUCUGGGUCCAAUUCGACUUGAACAGGACCAGACCACAGCUCAGCUGCAAGUGCAAAAGGCUUUCUCCAUUGACAUAAUUCGACACAAAGACUCUAUGGAUGAACUCUUCAGUCACCGUGGUGAAAUCUUUGGUACAUGUGGAGAGGAGCAGAAAGCUGUAUUACAGGAAAAAACAGAAUCUCUAAUAUGCCAAUAUGAAGCCAUUAGCCUACUUAAUUCCGAGCGUUAUGCCCGCCUCGAGCGGGCACAGGUCUUGGUGAACCAGUUUUGGGAAACUUACGAAGAGCUUAGCCCUUGGAUUGAGGAAACUCGGGCACUGAUAGCACAGUUACCUCCGCCUGCUAUUGAUCAUGAACAGCUCAGGCAGCAACAAGAAGAAAUGAGGCAACUGAGGGAAUCCAUUGCUGAACACAAACCUCAUAUUGAUAAGCUACUAAAGAUAGGCCCACAACUAAAGGAGUUAAACCCAGAGGAAGGGAAAAUGGUGGAAGAAAAAUACCAGAAAGCAGAAAACAUGUAUGCCCAAAUUAAAGAGGAAGUGCGUCAGCGGGCUCUGGCUCUGGAUGAGGCUACCUCCCAGUCUGCUCAGAUUACAGAGUUCCAUGAUAAAAUUGAGCCCAUGUUGGAGACUCUGGAGAAUCUUUCAUCUCGCCUCCGUAUGCCACCCCUCAUCCCUGCUGAAGUGGACAAGAUCAGAGAGUGCAUCAGUGACAAUAAGAGUGCCACCAUGGAACUCGAAAAGCUGCAACCAUCUUUUGAGGCCCUGAAGCGCUGUGGAGAAGAGCUCAUUGGGCGAUCUCAGGGAGCAGACAAGGAUCUGGCUGCAAAAGAAAUUCAGGACAAACUGGAUCAAAUGGUGUUCUUCUGGGAGGACAUCAAAGCUCGGGCUGAAGAACGAGAAAUUAAAUUCCUUGAUGUCCUUGAAUUGGCGGAAAAAUUCUGGUAUGACAUGGCUGCUCUCUUGACCACCAUCAGAGACACCCAGGAUAUCGUCCACGACUUAGAAAGCCCAGGCAUUGACCCCUCCAUCAUCAAGCAACAGGUUGAAGCUGCUGAGACUAUUAAGGAGGAGACAGAUGGUCUACAUGAGGAGUUGGAAUUUAUUAGAAUCCUUGGAGCAGAUUUGAUUUUUGCCUGUGGUGAAACUGAGAAGCCCGAAGUGAAGAAGAGCAUUGAUGAGAUGAAUAAUGCUUGGGAGAACUUAAACAAAACAUGGAAAGAGAGGCUUGAAAAACUUGAGGAUGCUAUGCAAGCCGCUGUGCAUUACCAAGACACUCUUCAGGCUAUGUUUGAUUGGCUGGAUAAUACUGUGAUCAAACUCUGCACCAUGCCCCCUGUUGGCACUGACCUCAACACUGUUAAAGAUCAGUUAAAUGAGAUGAAGGAGUUCAAAGUGGAAGUUUACCAACAGCAAAUUGAGAUGGAGAAGCUCAAUCACCAGGGUGAACUAAUGUUAAAGAAAGCUACUGAUGAAACAGACAGAGACAUUAUACGAGAACCAUUGACAGAACUCAAACACCUCUGGGAGAACCUGGGUGAAAAAAUUGCCUACAGACAGCAUAAGCUAGAAGGUGCUCUCUUGGCCCUUGGCCAGUUCCAGCAUGCCUUAGAGGAACUUAUGGGCUGGCUGACUCACACCGAAGAGUUGCUAGAUGCUCAGAGACCAAUAAGUGGAGACCCAAAAGUCAUUGAAGUUGAGCUUGCAAAGCACCAUGUUCUGAAAAAUGACGUUUUGGCUCAUCAAGCCACAGUGGAAACAGUCAAUAAAGCUGGCAAUGAGCUUCUUGAAUCUAGUGCUGGAGAUGAUGCCAGCAGCCUACGAAGCCGCUUGGAAACUAUGAACCAGUGCUGGGAGUCUGUGUUGCAGAAAACAGAGGAGAGAGAACAGCAGCUGCAGUCAACACUGCAGCAGGCCCAAGGUUUCCACAGUGAAAUUGAAGAUUUCCUUUUGGAGCUGACUAGAAUGGAGAGCCAGCUGUCUACAUCUAAGCCCACAGGAGGACUUCCUGAAACUGCUAGGGAGCAGCUUGAUACACACAUGGAACUAUAUUCCCAGUUGAAAGCCAAGGAAGAGACUUAUAAUCAACUGCUUGACAAAGGCAGGCUCAUGCUCCUAAGCCGUGAUGAUUCCGGGUCUGGCUCAAAGACAGAGCAGAGUGUAGCACUCUUGGAGCAGAAAUGGCAUGUGGUCAGCAGUAAGCUGGAAGAAAGAAAGUUAAAGCUGGAAGAGGCCCUCAACUUGGCAACAGAAUUCCAGAAUUCCCUACAAGAAUUUAUCAACUGGCUUACUCUAGCAGAGCAGAGUUUAAACAUCGCUUCUUCCCCUAGCCUGAUUUUAAACACUGUCCUUUCUCAGAUAGAGGAUCACAAGGUUUUUGCUAGUGAAGUAAAUGCCCAUCGAGACCACAUCAUAGAGCUGGACCAAACAGGGAAUCAGUUGAAGUUCCUUAGCCAAAAACAGGAUGUUGUUUUGAUCAAGAAUUUGUUAGUUAGUGUCCAAUCUCGGUGGGAAAAAGUUGUCCAGCGAUCUAUUGAAAGAGGGCGAUCACUAGAUGAUGCCAGGAAGCGGGCAAAACAAUUCCAUGAAGCUUGGAAGAAACUGAUUGACUGGCUAGAAGAUGCAGAGAGUCACCUAGACUCAGAAUUGGAGAUAUCCAAUGACCCAGACAAAAUUAAACUUCAGCUUUCUAAGCAUAAGGAGUUUCAGAAAACACUUGGUGGCAAACAGCCUGUGUAUGAUACCACAAUUAGGACUGGGAGGGCAUUGAAAGAGAAGACUCUGCUGACUGAUGAUGCACAGAAACUUGACAACUUACUGGGAGAAGUCAGAGACAAAUGGGAUACUGUUUGUGGCAAGUCUGUGGAGCGGUUUUCCAGAAGGAGCUAGGAAAGCGAACAGGAACUGUUCAGGUCCUGAAGCGGUCAGGUAGAGAACUGAUUGAAAACAGUCGAGAUGACACCACUUGGGUAAAAGGACAGCUGCAGGAACUGAGCACUCGCUGGGACACUGUUUGUAAACUCUCUGUUUCCAAGCAAAGCCGUCUUGAGCAGGCCUUAAAACAAGCUGAAGAGUUUCGAGACACUGUCCACAUGCUGUUGGAGUGGCUUUCUGAAGCAGAGCAAACUCUUCGCUUUCGAGGGGCACUUCCUGAUGACACAGAAGCCCUGCAGUCUCUCAUUGAUACCCACAAGGAGUUCAUGAAGAAAGUGGAAGAAAAGCGAGUGGAUGUGAAUGCAGCAGUGGCCAUGGGAGAAGUGGUCCUGGCUGUCUGCCACCCUGACUGCAUCACGACCAUUAAACACUGGAUCACAAUCAUCCGGGCUCGCUUUGAGGAAGUCCUAACAUGGGCAAAGCAACACCAGCAGCGCCUGGAAACUGCCCUGUCAGAGCUGGUGGCUAACGCUGAGCUCCUGGAAGAACUUUUGGCAUGGAUCCAGUGGGCCGAGACUACUCUCAUUCAGCGAGAUCAGGAACCAAUCCCUCAGAACAUUGACAGAGUUAAAGCCCUUAUCGCUGAGCAUCAGACAUUUAUGGAAGAGAUGACUCGAAAACAGCCUGAUGUGGACCGGGUCACCAAGACAUACAAAAGGAAGAAUGUGGAACCUACCCAUGCUCCUUUCAUUGAGAAAUCCCGUGGUGGUGGCAGGAAGCCCUUGAGUCAGCCCACACCUCCUCCCAUACCAAUCCUUUCACAGUCUGAAGCGAAAAACCCACGGAUCAACCAGCUCUCUGCCCGGUGGCAACAGGUUUGGCUGUUAGCGCUGGAGCGCCAGCGGAAGCUGAACGAUGCCUUGGAUCGCCUGGAGGAGUUGAAGGAAUUCGCCAACUUUGACUUUGAUGUCUGGAGAAAAAAGUAUAUGCGUUGGAUGAAUCACAAGAAGUCUCGGGUGAUGGAUUUCUUCCGACGCAUUGACAAGGACCAAGAUGGGAAGAUAACACGUCAGGAGUUUAUUGAUGGCAUUUUAGCAUCGAAGUUCCCUACCACCAAGUUAGAGAUGACCGCUGUGGCUGACAUUUUCGACCGGGACGGCGAUGGCUACAUCGACUACUAUGAAUUUGUGGCCGCUCUCCAUCCCAAUAAGGAUGCUUACCGACCGACAACCGAUGCAGAUAAAAUUGAGGAUGAGGUCACAAGACAAGUGGCUCAGUGCAAGUGUGCAAAAAGAUUUCAGGUGGAGCAGAUUGGAGAGAAUAAGUACCGGUUCUUCCUCGGCAAUCAGUUCGGGGAUUCUCAGCAGUUGCGGCUGGUCCGUAUUCUGCGCAGCACAGUGAUGGUCCGAGUUGGUGGCGGAUGGAUGGCCUUGGAUGAAUUUUUAGUGAAAAAUGAUCCCUGCCGAGUUCACCAUCCUGGGAGUAAAAUAAAGCGCUCUGAUUCCAGCUCUUCGAUUUCCAGUCAGUCUCCCAUAGCACGAGGUAGAACUAACCUCGAGCUUAGAGAGAAGUUCAUCCUACCAGAGGGAGCAUCCCAGGGAAUGACCCCUUUCCGAUCCCGGGGUCGAAGAUCCAAGCCGUCUUCUCGGGCAGCUUCUCCCACCCGCUCUAGCUCAAGUGCUAGUCAGAGUAACCACAGCUGUACAUCCAUGCCCUCUUCUCCAGCCACACCAGCCAGCGGAACGAAGACUCCACUUCAGUUCUCUCGCUGUUAUGACAAACCUUGGCUGGUAAACAGUAAAGCGGGCACCCCUGUCAGGGACAGCCAUUGUCCUGACCUCCAGCUGCCCAGCCCCGAGAUCAUUCCAUCAACAGGCAGCAAGUUGAAACGACCAACACCAACUUUCCAUUCUAGUCGAACAUCCCUCGCUGGUGAUACCAGCAAUAGCUCUUCCCCAGCAUCCACAGGUGCCAAAACUAAUCGGACAGACCCUAAAAAGUCAGCCAGUCGCCCUGGAAGCCGGGCUGGAAGUCGAGCUGGGAGUCGCGCCAGCAGCCGGCGAGGAAGCGAUGCCUCUGACUUUGACCUUUUAGAGACGCAGUCAGCUUGUUCAGACACUUCAGAAAGCAGCGCUGCGGGGGGCCAGGGUAGCUCCAGGAGAGGGCUGACCAAACCUUCCAAAAUCCCAACCAUGUCCAAGAAGACCACCACUGCCUCCCCCAGGACUCCAGGUCCCAAGCGGUAACACUGUCUAAGCCCCCACGCCACUAUCCACUUUGAAUCCCACUCCAUACAUUGGAUGUAUAUUUAUUCUGAAUGGGAGAAGUUAUAUUGUUAAAAGUGUAAAAGAAUAAUUGUGUUAUGAAGCUGCCUUAUUUUUUUUUUUCUUUUUGUAAGUUACUAUUUUCAUGUGAAUAUUUAUGUAGAUAAAAUUCGCCUCCUGGUAACCCUGUGAUGGAUGGGGCCCAGAAAUGAAAUAUUUGAGAAAAACAAAUGAAAAGGUCAAGACACAAAUAUGUAUUAAAAAAAAAGAAAGAAAGAAAGAAAGAAAAGCCUCUAAGUAGGGUUUCUGCGUGGUGCAGGCUUGUACACCUGCUUUAUCUUUUAGGAUUAUUCCUAAAUGCAUCUUUAUAAACUUGCCUUGCUGACUCAGCAAGAUAAAUUAUAUUAAAAAAAAAAUAAGAAUCCUGCAGUGUUUAAGGAACUCUUUUUAUAAUCACAGACGCCUCAGUUAGCAAGAACGGAGGGGAGGGCACUCAUAACUGUGUUUCCAUUGUUUCAGUGUUGUGUGAUUUUAGCCGAAGAGCGGGACCCUCAUCUAGGCAGCAUUUGCACACAGUUCAGCAAAGGCGUUGACUGCAAUACUGACUUGGAAUACUGUCCAGCGCUGGGUGGACGGACACGUAGCUACUAGAAUUCAGGGGUAAAUGUAACUGUUUAGAAAAUGUCAGAACAUUGGGCUUUUAAACCGAUUUGUAACUAUCCAGCCUCCCCACCAGUAGUCCCUGUGCUCACCAGGCCCCAGACCCUUGGUGAGGGAGACUCCUUGGUGGCACUGUGGAUUACAGAUUUGUUUAUCUGCACUUUUUACCUGCUAUUUAUUUAAAUGGUCGAUCAGCUUCCCACAAACUGAGGAAUGAAUUCCACGAGCCUAUUCUGAAAAUGUGGACCUGAGACAAAUACUUGCUCAUCCUUUAAUGGAGCUCACCAGCACACUUGUUCACCAGUCCUGUUCGCUUCCGUCUUUUUUGUGCGUAAUAAAGUCAACUGACCAAUUGACCACAGAGGAGCUGUCUGGGGCUCCUGUUUUUUAGCUGCUGUUCCUCUUCAGCUCCGACCAUGUUGCUGUGUGAUUAUCUCAAUUGGUUUUAAUUGAGGCAGAAACUGAAGCUCUACCAAUGAACUGUUUAAAACAAGACACACUUUUGUAUUAAAAUUGCUUGCAGUAACAAA
Molecule: messenger RNA, 24006 nt
Organism: Chinchilla lanigera (long-tailed chinchilla)
Lineage: Eukaryota; Metazoa; Chordata; Mammalia; Rodentia; Chinchillidae
Gene: Macf1
Product: microtubule-actin crosslinking factor 1
Biological process (GO): intermediate filament bundle assembly; regulation of microtubule-based process; wound healing
Cellular component (GO): cell junction; membrane; actin cytoskeleton
Molecular function (GO): structural molecule activity; keratin filament binding; calcium ion binding
Source: RefSeq, a predicted model, not a curated record